This is a messenger RNA of Gastrolobium bilobum, 981 nucleotides long. RefSeq lists its product as uncharacterized. The transcript is spliced from 2 exons. Gene Ontology annotation, molecular function: nucleic acid binding; zinc ion binding. Lineage: Eukaryota; Viridiplantae; Streptophyta; Magnoliopsida; Fabales; Fabaceae. The record is from RefSeq and is a predicted model, not a curated record. Bases 1 to 981 code for a protein of 326 amino acids.
AUGCAUGCCUUCAUGAAUGAGAUGAGAGCAGAUAGAACUCGGCACAAGAGGAAUGACUCUCCUCCACAUACGGCUACGGUGACUCCUACACGUACGCCACCUGUUACACCUCAUCAGGAAGGGAGUGGGGCUAGUCGUCAUUCUGGCGAGACUAGUCACCACACUACUGAUCCUACUUAUAUUCCAAAGCCUUCCGUUGAUCCAACUGUUGUUGCUCAGUCUUCUGGGGUUGCGGAGCAGGUAUUUGCUGGUACUGAUGAGCAGAGGCUCAUAUCUUUCAGAAAACACAAACCGCCAGCAUUUCAGGGGUCAAGGGACCCGAAGGUAAUGAUUACCUGGUUGAUGGGGAUGGAGAAAAUAUUUCAAGUUAUCAGGUGCCAGGAUCCCCAAAGACUGCUUUAUUCUGUUUAUAUGCUUGAAGGGGAUGCCCACGAGUGGUGGUACAACGCAUCUCACCCGUUUACUAUUCAGGGGGAAGAAAUAACUUGGGCUUUAUUUGAAAGAUUAUUUCAUGAAGAGUAUUUUCCCAGGGAUGUUCAGGAAGCCAAGCAAGGCGAAUUUGAUAAAUUGAGGGGAUUAAAUGAGAAGAUUGCAAAAAGGAUGUCUAAUACUGCUGUGAGGAACUUUGCUGACUUAGUGACCCAGUGCAAGAGGGUUGAAACUGUUUAUGGCAGGUAUCCGAAGUCUAGUUCUGCUAUAGAGCAAGAGGUUAGGAGGACAUCUGGUCCUUCUGGUAAUAAUAAUAGAGGUGGCUACCAUCAUAAUAACAACAGGGGUAGGAGGUUGCAGGUAAGGCAGCCUCCUGGUCAAUUCAAGAAGGGUGAUGGUCAAAGGAGCAGUUUUAAUGAUAGAAAUUCUACUCCGCAGUGUGAUAAAUGUAAGAGGUAUCAUCGGGGUCCUUGUACUGCGGCUCUGAAUUCUUGUUUUAAAUGUGGUAAAGUUGGGCAUUUUUCCAAGGAGUACUAUAGUAAUACUGGGUAG